CACCCCCUGAUCAUGAACGAUGAUGAAGAUGUUGACGAUCGUGAUAGCAAAGUUUAAAGGAUAUGUGUUUAGAGUUAAUUCGAAUUAAGUGAAGGUUUAAGAAAUCAUGGAAGACGAAGAAAGAGAUCUGUUAAUACGUGCCGGUAGUGAUAAUGAGGAAUUUACUGAUAAUGAAGAUUCAUUCGAUAGUACAAGAGGGAAUAUUCAACAUGACGAUAAGACUAAUCCUUUUUAUGAGAAAGUGCAGUUUAUUUGUGUGGGUCUAGUAUUGUGUUUUUCCUCUGCUGCUUUGAUAAUAUUGUUACCCCUCUAUUUGGAGGUUGUGGAUCUUCAUGGCGACGCAUAUACUGCUAUUAUUUUCACAUCCUCAACAACAACUCUGGGGUUAUUUUUGGUGUCAUGUAUGUGUGGAAAAUGGGGAAGUGGUGUUAGAGCAAGUUUAGUGCCACCAUUUACGUUUUCAUCGGUUCUUCGCACAGGUCUGUUAUAUGGGACUAGUUGCUUUUUGGUGAUAUAUUCCCUUGAGAGGAAGAAAGUUAUAUGCCAUCUGCAAGAUCCCAUGAAAGGCAUUGUACUCGUCUUUGCAUUGGUCUACUAUUUCUUCUUCUGCAGGAAAAUGAUGGGCCUUCAGAAGAUCUUUUGUUCUACAACUAUUAUUGUUGGGCUGUUUAUCAGUGUUGAUUAUGGUCUGUGUGAUGAGUUUCGAUGCCGUGGCAAUGAGCGUGAGCAGCGGAGUGAGGAUGCUGGGGACUGGACCUGGCAGAGUCACUUAGUGUGGACUUUUGUAUACAUUGUGGGACUUGCACUGUGGAGCCUCAGCUAUACAUUGUUGGAAGGACAUCUAGUCAUACCCGAGAGUUUUACAUGUGUUGGGACUGGAAGCUCUCGUCUGAUUACUGUGUCCCGUUUAGUUUCUGCAAGAGAUAGCCGCUCAACACGUCACUCAUGUCCACUCCUGCAAGUUGUAGAUGAAAGGCAAGAGCUUCCCUCACAGCCAAAACAGUCCACUAGCUCUCUUGUUCAGCGAGACAGGCAAAUCAUUUACAUGAGGCAACAGUACUGUGAUGCUGAGAUCAGGCCACGUGCCUUGCCUAUAGCAUUGUGGCUGCAUCUUGUCACUCUGGUAUUGGUAGUUGCUCUGUGUUGGACUGAUAUGACAUCUAUUAUGGGGAAGGGUUCUUCUGCAUCUGAAUUCUGGAACUUGACAAGAAAUGGCCUGUACUGUCAUUUUGGUGGAUACAGCAAGGUGGCCCAUAGUUUGAGUAAUGAAGUGACAUUGAAUGUUCAUGACACUUGCCGCCAGGUGGCUGUAUAUGCCUGGUCAUUUCUCUUAGCUUAUAUAGUUUUCAUGUUUUCAUCGCUUAAGUUCCUCAUUGUCAGUGAGUCAGCUGUUUUCACAGUAGCUGUGAGCACCACAGCCCUCCCACUUGCUGGUAUAUGGUGGUCUCUAUUCCGUAUGGUAGGAGGUGUGACAGCAUCGACCUCAGGUUUCCUGGAGUGGAAUCCUGUGGUGACUGGUGAGCUGAUCUGCUCAAUCCUUGGGCUUCCCAUUGUAUUGACUGGGGUGGGGCUCCUGUGUAAGGCAUAUUUCAAGGAGCUCAGCUAUGGGAAUGUUGUGGUGGCCUGCCUAAGGCAUCAAGAGGAUGAAUCUGUUGGCUAGUAUUGAUAGACAUGCACUGUUAGCUUCCCUGGUAAGGUGGAGCAGCAAUAUCCAUAGCCUUGAUACAUGACUGUAAACAUGUUUUAUUAGAUUGAUCCUAUCCUGUUCUUUUUAUUUCCACCCUUACUCAUACCAGCUACAAAUUUAUCAGCAUGAAAAUUAAAAAGAAAGACAUUUUGGUAUGGAAAAAUAUAAAACUUCUGUCAUUUGUUGUUCUUUUAAAAAUUACUAAAAGAAAUGUCAAAGAAUAUAAAGAUCAAAAAUAUAGCACAGGGCAUGCAAUUAUAAUGUAACAGUAAAUUUGUAAGUUGAUGGUGGAAGUUUUCCAGCAGUUGACCUACGUGGGAAAAUUACAGCAUUGGAAAUCUUGUGGCACAGGAUAGGAAGGGGUUAAAGAAAGUGUAAGUGCCUCUGUGUGUGUGUGAAAGGUUAUAACACAAGGUCAGUAGUACACAAUGUUUGUGCCCUUAGCCCCUGUGUUAUUUCAUUGAUGUAAAGAAUUCCAGGAUAAAUAUGAAGCUCUAGUUGUACAAUACUCUAUACAAUGGUAAAUGUUUUGUACAGUAAUAAGUAUUAUAGAAAUUAAGUCUUAUAGAAAAGUGGCAGAUUGGUGUAUUUAGUUUAGGGGUCGAAAAGAUUCAGUCUUUGGAGAACUUUGUACUUGUUUUGGAUUGUUAACAUUAGUGCAUCAUAGUCAACUGACAAACAAGUAUGGUUAGGUACAAAGCUUUUUGCAACCUUACAGCAUAAACAUUCCUAAAUAAGUUGAAGUGACAUCAUGUUUUGACCUUGAUGGUGCAUCUUAAAAAUGAUCUGUUGAGACAACAUAUUAUCGGUUUAAUUACAGGGAGUUCUGUUGACAUAGCAGGUAUAUAAUAAUGGUUGUAUAGUUAUUUAUAUACAUGUUUCAGACAUAGAGGCCAUAUUCAGGCAUUUAGUACAUUCAUUAUCUGCUUUAUGCAAAUGUUAGUGAUUCUUGUCAAAAUGUUUUGCCUAGGUUAGAUUAGAGUCUUGUGGUAACAGUUGGCUCACAAAUGGUGGUGAGAUUGUUAGCCUUACACGCUGGUUGCCCUUUGGCCCCAGCCAGAUUCCUGAUACUCAUUUCUGUUAUAGGCUGGAUUGACCCCGGGGCCAUAGUGCAGCUGGAAGGAUUAGGUGAAUUAGAAAAAUCCAAUGACCUCAUCAGGAAUCGAACCCACAGCCUUCCAACUUAUCGUAUAGUGCCUCAGACAACUACAUUACAGCGUGACCCCAUAGGAUGUAUAAUAGCUCUGAAAUUGCUGAAAAAGAUAAAGAUAUAGUAAAACAUAAAAGUUAAGUACUGUGCAGUGGCAAUAUAAGUUGUAAAACAUAAAGAUUACAGUGGUUAGAACUGUCAAGUUGAAUGUUAUGUCUCAGCAUAAAUUAGCAGUACUGGACUGCAUGUUCUGGGUAUGUGUACUAUCAAUUAUAUGUAUACAUAUGCAGUCAUUCAUAACAUUGCAGUGAAAGGGGUUGAUUAUAUUGUAAUUUCACUUGUAGUUUUCUCAUGUGUUUGAAUAUGGUGUGUGCUUUGUGCCCUGGGAAUCUGACAGUUCCACACAACCUCUGCAAUGACAGCAUUCAUAGCAUACGAGAUACAAAUAAUCCUACAGAUCAACUUCAUAUAAAACCUCCACAGCGAUUAUUACAUAUGUUGCACACAGAUCAUUGUUACAGCAGACAUCUCCAUGGCCUAGGGGGAAAAAUCACCAGAUUCCUAGAGCAAAGAGGACACACCAAAUUCAGUCAGAUGAGAAAACCACAACUCAAACUGUGAUAUAAACCAUACAGUCAACCCUUGGUCACAGUGUAAUGAACAACCACAUGUGUUUGAAAAGAAGGUAAGCAUAUCCCUGUAACAGGCCGUAGAGGCCCAUAGGGUUGUGAGAUGUCAGGGCUCCCACAGUUUCUCUAGACCAGUGUUCUGCAACCUUUUUCUACUCGCGGCACACCAUGAAGUAUCCAUGACAACACGACACACCAAAUAUUAUUCCCUUCAAAAACGCAUGAUAUGAGACAAUUAAUAUAAAUACGUAACGUGAUCAACUUAUUACUAUAAUAUUAUUAUAUUGUUAUUUUAUUAUCAUUAAACAGAAAUUGACUCGUGCAUUUAUUAACAAUUGAUGAACUUCAAUCUCCCUGCAGAGUGUAGAAAAUACACUUCUAUUACUAUUAAAGUAAAUACAGUAAUUCAACUCAUACCUUCAAUGUGAUAC
Messenger RNA from Cryptotermes secundus, 3897 nucleotides. RefSeq lists its product as uncharacterized. The coding region runs from base 107 to 1660 and encodes 517 amino acids. The transcript is spliced from 7 exons. The record is from RefSeq and is a predicted model, not a curated record. Lineage: Eukaryota; Metazoa; Arthropoda; Insecta; Blattodea; Kalotermitidae.